This is a messenger RNA of Tilletiopsis washingtonensis, 1018 nucleotides long. Its product is annotated as NADH-quinone oxidoreductase. NCBI's taxonomy places the organism in Eukaryota, Fungi, Basidiomycota, Exobasidiomycetes, Entylomatales. Gene Ontology annotation, biological process: aerobic respiration; electron transport coupled proton transport; mitochondrial respiratory chain complex I assembly. The coding region runs from base 96 to 845 and encodes 249 amino acids. Gene Ontology annotation, molecular function: NADH dehydrogenase (ubiquinone) activity; 4 iron, 4 sulfur cluster binding; quinone binding. The transcript is spliced from 7 exons. The record is from RefSeq and is a predicted model, not a curated record.
CCGCCGCCCUCCUUCUCCUCUCGCGCCGCUGCCGCUCCUCGCUGCGCGCCUCUCCACCACUCAGCCUCCUUCGCCGCUCCGCACUCGCUGCCGCCAUGUCGGCGCCUCGCACCAUGUCGCUGCUGAGCCGCUCCGCGCUGCGUGCGCCGCUCGCACCGCAGGCACGCGCCCUGCGCACCCUCGCUGCGCCGCCGGCGCCGCGCAAGCAGCAGCAGCACGUCGCCGCGGCGGCCGCACCGCAGCUGCCCGAGCUGGCCCGCGCGUUCGCCACGAGCAGCGCGCGCGAGCAGGCCGCGCCCUCGGAGCAGCCGCUGCCCAUGACGACGCUUGGCAAUGCCAACUCGAACCAGCUGGCACUCGAGACGCCGCGCAACAGCGUCGAGUACGUCACCACGACGCUCGACAAGAUGGUGAACUGGGCGCGCCAGGGCAGCAUGUGGCCCAUGACGUUCGGCCUGGCCUGCUGCGCCGUCGAGAUGAUGCACGUCGCCACGGCGCGCUACGACCAGGACCGUCUCGGCGUCGUGUUCCGCGCCAGCCCGCGCCAGAGCGAUGUCAUGAUUGUGGCGGGCACGCUGACGAACAAGAUGGCGCCGGCGCUUCGCAAGGUGUACGACCAGAUGCCUGAGCCACGAUGGGUGAUCAGCAUGGGCAGCUGCGCCAACGGCGGUGGCUACUACCACUACUCCUACUCGGUCGUGCGCGGCUGCGACCGCAUCGUGCCCGUCGACCUGUACGUGCCCGGCUGCCCGCCGACGGCCGAGGCGCUCAUGCACGGCAUGCUCUGCCUCAUGCGCAAGAUGCGCCGCGGCCGCAAGGUCACGCGCUGGUACCGCUCCGUCUGAGGUGCUUUGCCGUCCCCCAGCCUUGUCUCCGCUCGUUGUGCAAUACAGUCGUGUUCCGCUGCGAAACGUCUGGCGAGCGGAGAGACUGCGUCCUCUGCCUGCUCCUGGUCGCUCCCCGUCGCAUGCGGGCGCUCGCCUGUCGCCCUUCCCAUCAAUCACACGCGCACAGCUGC